AUGGCGGCGGAGCUGCAUCCGCGGAGCGGAAAGCUGAUCGGCCUGUCCAACUCGAACCGAACCGCCCAGCGCAACCAGCCAGUCCAAGAGUUCAACCACGGCCUGGUGCUGAGCAAGGAGCCGCUGAGGGACCGGGAUGUCUUCACCGUCCGCAUCGACAAAAAGGUGAACUCGUGGAGCGGCUCCAUUGAGAUCGGUGUCACGGCGCUGGACCCCACCGCGCUGGACUUUCCCAGCAGCGCCACGGGCCUGAAGGGCGGCUCCUGGAUCGUGUCGGGCUGCUCGGUGCUGCGCGACGGCCGCUCUGUCCUGGAGGAGUACGGCCGCGACCUGGACCAGCUGGCCGAGGGCGACCGCGUGGGCAUCCAGCGCAGCGCCCGCGGGGAGCUCCACCUCUGGGUGAACGGGCAGGACUGCGGCACGGCCGCCAACGGCCUGCCGCCCAAGCUCUGGGCGGUGGUGGACCUGUACGGCAAGUGCACGCAGGUGACGGUGGUGAGCUGCGAGCCGCCGCCGGCCUCCACGGAGAAAGAGACGAUAGAGCAGGACGAGGAGGUGGAUGAGGACGACAAAGAGGAGGAGGAGGAUGUGGAGGAGGAGGACGUGGUGGUGUGUGGGGAUCGGGAGGAUGGGGGGAUCACGGCACUGAUGAAUGACGCAGCUAUAAAUGGAAUGAUCAAUGGAGAUGAAGCGCCUGAGCUGAGCUGCAGCAGACCAGACAAGUUCCCCAACAACCUGGAGCCGGACACGGUUCUAACGGAGCACCAGCUCUUUGACGUGUUCAACAACGCAAUAGUAUCUUGUUAUCGCUCGGAGGACGAGGGCGGAGGGGAAGAAGGCGGAGGCGGUGGAGGAGCAGGCGGCGGCGUAGGAGAAGGAGGAGCAGGAGGAAAUUCCGGUUCCGACUCCUCUUCCAGAAUCGACAGGGGCAGUGGAGGAGGUGCAGUCAACAGCGACGGUGGAUCAGGGACAACAGCAGAAAGUGGAGGAGGAGGAGGAGGAGGAGGCAGCGGAAAUACGAACAGCCCCGCUGGCAACGGAGGGGUCGGGCUGGCGGCGGUGCCGGGCGCCAUGACCACCAACGACGCGCUGCUGUUCCACGAGAAAUGCGGCACACUGAUCAAACUGAGCAACAACAACAAGACGGCGGAGCGGAGGAGACCGCUGGACGAGUUCAAUAACGGUGUGGUGAUGACCAACCGGCCGCUCCGACACAACGAGAUGUUUGAGAUCCGCAUCGAUAAGCUGGUGGACAAGUGGUCCGGCUCGAUAGAGAUCGGUGUGACCACACACAACCCCAACAACCUGGACUAUCCUGCAACUAUGACCAAUCUGCGCUCAGGUACAAUCAUGAUGAGUGGCUGUGGGAUACUAACCAACGGCAAAGGAACCCGCAGGGAAUACUGUGAAUUCAGCCUGGACGAACUUCAGGAGGGAGACCACAUCGGGUUGAUGCGCAAAGCCAGCGGAGCGCUCCAUUUCUACAUCAAUGGCAUCGACCAAGGUGUCGCUGCAGCCCAGACCCCCGACGUGGUCUACGGCGUGGUCGACCUCUACGGCAUGGCGGUCAAAGUCACCAUCGUGCACAACCACAACCACACCGAACGCCUCCGACGCAAUAACGCCAUCAUGAGGGCGUUGUCUCCGGACGUCGGCCGGCCCAGGCCGGCUCUUACCCUCACUCCGGACUCGGAGGGGCCCGACCGGCUGCUCUUCCAUCCCAACUGUGGCCAGAAGGCCGCCGUCAUCAGCGACGGCCGGACAGCGCUGCGGCCGCAUGCGACGGAUGACUUCAACCACGGCGUGGUGCUGAGCAGCCGGCCGCUGCGCUCCAACGAGGUGUUCCAGGUCCGUAUCGAUAAGAUGGUGGACAAGUGGGCGGGGUCCAUCGAGAUCGGCGUCACCACACACAACCCCGCCCACCUGCAGCUGCCCUCCACCAUGACCAACCUGCGCUCGGGCACGUGGAUGAUGACGGGUAACGGCGUGAUGCACAACGGAACGACGAUCCUGGACGAGUACGGACACAACCUGGACCGGCUCAAGGCCGGUGAUACGGUCGGCGUGGUGCGAAAAGAGGACGGCAGCCUCCACUUCUUUGUAAACGGCGUGGCCCAGGGCCCCGCGGCCUGGAACGUCCCCCCCAGUGUGUACGCCGUGGUGGACCUCUACGGCCAGGCUGCUCAAGCCACCAUCAUGGACGACAUCGUGGACCUAUUGCCUCUCGCAGAGGACAGCUCAGAGGGCCCCACGGUCACGUCCCCCGGGAGCCCCUCCUCGGUGGGAGGGGCCACCGCAGCCAACGACCUGCGUUUCCACCACCUGCACGGCAGUAACGCCGUCAUCACCAACGGGGGGCGCACCGCUCUGCGUCAGAACUGCCGCAGCGAGUUCAACGACGCCAUCGUCAUUUCCAACCGGUGCCUUCGGGAUGGAGAGCUCUUCGAAAUCAUUAUUCAGAAGAUGGUGGACCGCUGGUCGGGUUCAAUUGAAGCAGAUUUUCUCCUCCCCCCUCUGUGUCCAGGAGUGACAGCCAUCAAGCCCGAUGAGCUUGAUUUUCCCAACACUAUGACUGAUAUCGAUUAUGACACUUGGAUGCUGAGUGGCACUGCCGUCAUGCAAGAUGGCAACACAAUGCGCAACAACUACGGUUGUGACCUGGACUCCCUGACCACGGGCUCUCGUAUUGGUAUGAUGCGCUCAGCCAGCGGAGACCUCCACUAUUACAUUAACGGUGUGGAUCAAGGCGUCGCCUGCACCGGCCUGCCUCCAGAGGUGUACGCUGUGAUCGACCUGUAUGGUCAGUGUGUCCAGGUGUCCAUCACCAGCUCCUCAGGCCCGCUGGAUAACAGCCUGUGUGCCAGCAACAUCACUGAGAAGAGCUUCCCCAUCCAGUCGCCAGUAGCUGGCGUCGCCCAUCGACUCCACAGUAAACACGGCAAGAAUGUGGUCCUGCUCGGCGACGGCUGCCAGGCCGUGCGAGUCGGAGGUUACGCCCACGGCAUUAUGUUCAGCGCCAAGGAGCUCAAAGCCGACGAGCUGUUUGAGGUGAGGAUUGACGAGGUGGCUGAGCAGUGGUGCGGUUCGCUGCACAUCGGCCUGACCACGCUGGCCCCUCCGGAGCUGCCGGCCUGCCCGCUGUCGGGCCUCUCCCCCUCCCUCCCGCAGCUGCGCACCAAGGUCACCUGGCUGCUCUGCGGCUCUGAGGUCCGUCGCAACGGCGUGCUGCAGCGCCAGAACUACGGCUGUUCACUGGACCGUCUGACGGUCGGGAACCGCGUGGGUGUGAAGAGGUGCAGUGACGACACCAUGCACAUCUUCAUCGACGGGGAAGACAUGGGACCUGCAGCGACUGCAUUAGCCAAGAAUGUUUACGCCGUGUUGGACCUGUACGGGCGGGUCACGGCGGUGUCCAUCGUGAGCUCCUCGCCGACGGAGGACACGGAGAGCGUGAAGGCGCCGCCGUUCUCCUCAGACAGCUGCAGCGAAGGAGAGGAGGACAGCACCCCCGUCACAGAGGUGGAGACGGAGCCGUGCCCGUCGGUGCCGACCGGGAUGGUGUUCUUGGAGAACCACGGCAAGAACAUCCAGCUGUCCAACCGGCACCUGACGGCAGCCAGAGUGUCCAGCUACAACCAGGGCCUGCUGGUCACCGCCCAGCCGCUGGCUCGCCUGCAGCUGUUCCAGUUUCAAAUCGACCGUCUGAACCCGUCGUGGACGUCGUCGCUGUCGUUGGGGGUCAUCGGUCACUCGCCCGACCGCCUCAACUUCCCCUCCACGGCGUGUUGUCUGAAACGCUCCGCCUGGCUUCUGCAGAGAGACUCUGUCUUCCACAACUCCCUCAAGAUAUGUGAGAACUAUGGUCCCAACCUGGACACCUGUCCAGAGGGGACGGUGUUGGGUCUGCUGGUGGACGCCAACAGUUGUCUCCACCUCUACGUCAACGGCAUGGACCAGGGUGUAGCGGUGCAGGACAUUCCUUCACCCUGCUACCCCUUCAUAGACUUGUAUGGCCAGUGUGAACAGGUUACUAUAGUAACGGACAGCGUGCCAGCUGUGGGUGGCGAGAGCGGUGAGACCCGUUGUCAGGGCGACAUGGAGAAGGCGGACAUGGUUGACGGAAUCAAAGAGAGUGUGUGCUGGACGCCGCCUCCAGAGGUCAACCCCAACAAGACGUGUGAAUACCAGGCCCUGUGCUCGCGCUUCAAGGACCUGCUCACUUUGCCAGAUGGAUAUUUUAACGAGGACGCCAAGUACAACCUUUGCUACUGCGAGUCGUGCCACAAGCUCCGGGGCGACGAGGCGUACUACAAGAGAGGAGAACCGCCGCGGGACUACGCCCUGCCCUUCGGCUGGUGCCGCUUCGCCCUCAGGAUCAAGCCCCACUGCGAGGCUUCUAAUGCGCUGAAGAAGUGGCACAUCGCGUACCACGGCACCACCGUGGGAGCCCUGCGGCGCACGCUGGACCACAGCGAGCUGCUGUCUGGGACGUCCUCCAUCUUCUCGGUGUCCCCGGUGAAGGCCGAGGGGCCGAGCGGCUACAGCGAGCCGGAGGAGAACAGCGGCCCCGGCAGGGAGGCCCCCAGAGUGCGGCUCUCCCCCACCAUGCGCUACUCCGGCAUGGAGGUGUUCGCCCCCAAAGUGCAGUUUCGGGACCCCCGUUCUCACCGCAGCCACCACGCCCAGGUGGGGUUCCAGGUGUGCGUGCGUCCGGGCUCCUACAAGGCGGGGCCGCAGACUCUGGGCCACAGCGAGCCCCUGGACCCUCGCUUCAGCAACUCCGAGAUCGAAUGGGUCACGAAGGAGCAGGGCGGCACGCUGCUCUACGGACUGCUGGUCCGGGUCGAGUGACGGGGGCGGCGAGGGAGGCAUUCGGGUGGAGGCGCGGGGGGCGUGGCGCUCCUCGGACUUUCAAUAAACUGACAACCAAAUCCAACGCCUGCCUUGAGAGAGAGACUCCUCUGGAAUCCUUCCGUUGAACCGCGGAUUGUCGACGAUUCAGCAUUCAUGAUCUUUAUUUGUUGUUUUUGUUUUGCUCUUGGACUCUUUUAAAGGCCGGGGGCGACGGCGGUUUCAAAGAAGGACGGACACUGCCUGCACUUUAUGUUUUGGACACUCGUGGGCGAUUUUUAAACUAACUUCUCAUCGACUCGACGCGUUUGGUUCAUUCGCUCCAUCUCGGGUUUGUUUUCUCUUUGCCGCAUUUUUAGUUUUAGUUUUCAUUCUUCCCAACAUGUUUUCUUUCACGCACACAGCUAAUGUUUCUUCAUCUAAUGUUUCUUUAUCUACUCUUUCUUUAUCUUUUGGCACUUAUUUUCUGACUCAUCACCUGGUCAGUGUUUUUUAAUUUGGGAGGAGCUGUCCUCUGCCAACCUGCACGGUAACGGACUGUCGCCUAAAAAAAGACUGAAAUGUGGGUAAAAAAGAAAUAUAUAGAUGUAUAUAUAUAUAUAAGUGACAAUGUUUUCACAAACAUGUAACAAACAAAGACACUUGAAUCUGAGGAUGAACCCGAGAGUGUCUUGUGAUUGUGACUUCAUUAGUUGGGGGAAGAUUUUUUUUAAACUGGAGGAAGAAAAAAAAAAAAUGUUUACACGUAUGUUGUUUUUCUUUGCGUCGCCACAUCAGCGGUUUUGGCUACUUUAUCGGUCCCGGUGAGAGUCUGUUGUUGCCAGGCAACCAUCUUGUCAAAUGGAAAACACUCACAGGCUUUGAACUGGAAGGUUUGGGAAUCUAAAGGCCGCGUUGAGCUCGUUAGUUACACCCGAGAAGACGAGAUGUGAGAAGAAUAAGACGGGUGAUGCUUUUAGACGUGUUGGGUUUUGAUACAGUGAAAAGGGGGAAAACGGAGGAGUUAAACACAGUUUUCAUUUUUAUUUUUUUAAAGAAAUGAGCUCAUUCACAUCCAGGAAGUGGAUAUCCCAUAAUGUUGAACUUGUAAGAUGUGGUCAAGCGAGCUGGCGCCAAAACGGGUGAAGUGGUUUCCCCGUCA
Messenger RNA from Pseudoliparis swirei, 5992 nucleotides. It is a transcript of the gene neurl4, whose product is annotated as neuralized E3 ubiquitin protein ligase 4. The record is from RefSeq and is a predicted model, not a curated record. The transcript is spliced from 29 exons. Bases 1 to 4851 code for a protein of 1616 amino acids. Gene Ontology annotation, molecular function: ubiquitin protein ligase activity. NCBI's taxonomy places the organism in Eukaryota, Metazoa, Chordata, Actinopteri, Perciformes, Liparidae.